Neoarius graeffei (lesser salmon catfish) is the source of this 771-nucleotide messenger RNA. RefSeq names its product claudin-10-like. The transcript is spliced from 5 exons. The coding region runs from base 1 to 771 and encodes 256 amino acids. Gene Ontology annotation, biological process: cell adhesion; bicellular tight junction assembly. Lineage: Eukaryota; Metazoa; Chordata; Actinopteri; Siluriformes; Ariidae. Gene Ontology annotation, cellular component: bicellular tight junction; plasma membrane. The record is from RefSeq and is a predicted model, not a curated record. Gene Ontology annotation, molecular function: structural molecule activity.
AUGGGCACAAUGGUAACAGAAAUAGUAGCAUUUGUUAUAUCCUUAGCAGGCUGGGUGCUGGUGACUUCCACUAUACCAACAGACUACUGGAAAGUGUCUACAAAUGAUGGCACAGUAAUUACUACAGCCACCUACUGGUGCAACCUCUGGAGGAUUUGUGUGACUGAUUCUGCUGGAGUUUCUGACUGCAAAGACUAUCCAUCCCUGCUCGCCUUAGACGGUCACCUCCAUGCGUGCAGAGGCCUGAUGAUCGCAGCUGUGUGUCUUGGUUUCUUUGCAACUGCCUGUGCUCUGGUGGGAAUGAAGUGUACCACAAUCGGAGGAAGUGAUGAACUCAAAGAACGGAUUACAUGCGCUUCUGGAUUGCAGUAUUUUAUUAGUGGUAUCUGCUCUUUGACUGCCUUCUCAAUGUAUGCCAACAGGACCCUGAAUGAAUUUUUUGACCCUAGAUUUUUGGAUCAAAAGUAUGAAUUGGGGGCAGCCCUGUUCAUUGGUUGGGUAGGAUCUAUCAUGUGCAUUCUGGGAGGGAUUGCAUUCUCCCUGUUACUGUUUGAUGACUUCAGAAAAAGAGGAAAAUUAGGAACAUGUACAAGGAAAAGCAACGAAAUUAAAGCCUUGCUUAUCGAAAAUGGAGAUGUGGAAAAAGUAGAGCUGCUUAUGAAAGACUUUGUAGCAUACUUAAAUGACUUUAAAGAUGUACAUGGAAAGGUGCAGGAUCUUCUCGGCGAAGAUGAAAGGGAGACUGAUUACGUGGAGUGGUACGAGCCCUGA